Molecule: messenger RNA, 2926 nt
Organism: Nothobranchius furzeri (turquoise killifish)
Lineage: Eukaryota; Metazoa; Chordata; Actinopteri; Cyprinodontiformes; Nothobranchiidae
Product: SCAN domain-containing protein 3-like
Source: RefSeq, a predicted model, not a curated record
UGUGUGUGUGUGUGUGUGUGUGUGUGUGUGUGAUUUGACUCCUGAUCUCCUGAUGUCGUAAAUAAUGGAUGUGCUUCACUACUCUGCUGUUUUGGGUAAAUAUAUGUUGUGGCUUUAGCCUUCACUGACCUCUGUGGGGUUAGUCCAGGAUGCAAUAAAGAUUCAGGGGAGACACUGCGUCUGGGAUAUGUUUAUGAUUGGCUUAAGUAGACACCUGGAGUGGAGAAGAAGAGGAAAGGGGGCACACCUCCCCCUGCUGAUAAUGACCGGAAGAAAGGAAUGAGGUAAUGCCUGGAGAACACCAAGAUGAGCCGGCAAGAGACGCUGGGAGGAGUCACAAGCGGACCGGGCAGAGCGCUUCAUGAAGCGGGAAGAGUUGCCAUGGAGACGAACAGGAGACAAGAAGGAGGGGGAAGUGGAGAGAUAAAAAUGGGGGGCCCGCGAGGGACCGGGGUUGAGAGUGCUGGGAAAAGUUCUGUAGGAGUUUGGUGGAGCUCUGUUUUUUGUCUUACCCACUGCGUCGGGGUGAUUCUGUUUGGAUUAAUGUUUUUUCAUCCUGUUAAAUAAAAACCUUGGUUUCUUAUUGUAAGAAACGAAAAGGAUUUCCGUGCCUGGGGUUCUCCGGUGGUGUCGUGUAACCAAAAAGGUGAGAUGCUGGUUACUUGUUAUCCCACUCCAAGAGGUUUAGGCAAGUCAGUUUAGAGUCUUUAACCUGAGCAUAAAUAAGCUACAGGUGACUAAGAUGUGUUUGGGUUUGAACCGAGUCUUCCUUUGAGCUGCAAGCAGUUUGUGCUGCCAGGGUAAGAGUCUAGGUUAUUUGGUGAUUGCUAAUCAGCUCCUAUAGUGUGCAGGCAGUUUUAAAGAGCAGCUGAAUGUCACGCCCACGCAUAAAUAGAAAUACAAAUCAACCUGAGACGUAACAUCUGUUAAAGAGUAAGCUAGUUGUGGAAGAUGGCUUGUAACAGAUAGAUGGCAUCCAAACGGAAUAUAGUUCGUGAGCAAACACAAGAAAAAAAGAGGAGUGUGCUUCAUUUGAAAGUGGGCGUGGUGUUGCAAACAAUUUUGUAGUAAUAAACAUCCAACUGCUGCUAGUCAUGAGACAGAAGAGGAGAAUCAUGAGUGGAAGUGAAAACAGCCUGAUGAUCAUUUAUGAAAUCUCUUGCCAAACGCAUAAACCAGCCCUAUUCAAUAGGCGGCCCAAGGGCCAGAACCGGCCCAUCAAGCAUUUUGGACCGGCCCAUUGUCUUCAUAAUUCUUGAUAAAUAGUUUUUUUAAGUAGCAGUGUCGCAGUUAUUAGCAGCCGAUGGCUAAACCGUAAUCGCGGCAGUUUACAAAACUUUGCGACAUUUUACGGCACGUUUUGGAGCGGGGACCUAUCCAACAGGUCGGUGACGCUGUUAUGCUCUUCAGUGCCCGUAAACCGCAGGUUUUACGACAAGUUGCGCAGCUCCUGAUGGAAAGUAUAUGACGAUUUAUAACAGCGGUUUCUUGGAAAAAAACAUGUCACAUUCAAAAGAGAAGAGACGUAAAAUUGACACUGAAAAUAGAAGAUUUAACAAGGAGUGGACUGAUAAGUAUGCACACAUUCAGAAUGCUGAAGGAAAACCCAUGUGCCUUGUCUGUCUCGUCAUUUGUUCGGUAAAUAAAGAAUACAACGUGCGGAGGCACUUCAAGACGAGUCACGCUAACUUUGACAAUGAAUAUCCACCAGACUCUGAGGCUCGACAGAUAAAAAUAAAGACACUGAGCCAAAACUAUCAGCGGAGUUGUGUGCAUUUCACCCGAACCUGCACGUUGCAGCAGAAAGCUACAACAGCAUCUCUGCGAAUCGCAUGGAUAUUGACUAAAAAUAAAAGACCAUUUACAGAUGCUGAAACAGUGAAAGAAUGCAUACAAGCUGCUGUUGAGGAAGUGGUGACGGAUGAAAACGUGAAAGAGCAAGUUAUAACUUCGAUUAAAUCAAUUCCACUGUCCGAUACAACCACUGCGAGAAGAGUGGAUGCUUUAGCCACGGAUGUUUCUGACACUCUUCUUGAUCAACUGAGGAAGGCUGAUUUCAUAUCCCUCGCUGUGGAUGAAUCAACGGACAACUUGGAUGUUGCUCAACUUUGUAUGUUUGUGCGUUUUUAUGAUGGUCACGGUUUCAAAGAGGGCAUAUUGGGAUUAAUACCACUUGAAGGGCAUACAACAGGAGAAAUACUCUUCCAGAAGAUUGUGGAUUUUUUUCGAGAGAACGGACUGGACUUGGAGUGUAUUAACCUGCUUGUUACAGAUGGUGCACCUUCGAUGGCAGGGAAGAUCAAAGGAUUGUCUGCAUGGCUGUCUGCACUUGCGCCAAAAAUGAAGUCGCUGCACUGUCUCAUCCACCAGAGUGUCCUUAAGUGCAACUGGACUCCCUGGGUAACUACACCAGGAUCCUGCCAGAAGCAGAAACAGCUGGAGUUAGCAGGUCAGAUCCACGGUGUGUAAAGUCCACUCAUGGAGGGAACAGCAAGGGAAACCACUGAAGAACCAGGAUAAACAGACCCGGGGAAACAAGGACGGAGACACAGCGCUGCCCCGUGGCAAGGCGGGAAUGUGGAAACGGACCUGUGGCUAUUCCAAACACAGGCGCCAUCUUGUUACCGGCCAGAAGCAGAGUAUGGGUCGGAUGAGGCUGGUCCAUACUCUGUAACAGCAGCUGCUAUGUGUGGACUCUCAUAUGAUUUGUAUAUUUACAUUUGUAGUAAACCUUUUUCCACAGUCAUCAUGACUAAAUGAUUUAGGUUUCUUCUGGACUUUCCUGCACGAGUCUCCAUGUUGCUUCACUCUAACACAUUUCUUAUUAACCAAACAGCCUGAAGACCUUACUGCUGGAUGACUUGUCUCCCUCACGUGUCUCUGGAGAGACCACUUGUUGAGAACUUGUUGACAGACUUACCUUCUG